AUGAAUGACAUACACCUGCCAUCCGAUUCAUGUAUCAAUGGUUCAGUAAUAAGGAUCUUCUGUCCCACAUCCGCCUCUGUUUGUGUGUUUGACACGGGAUUUGGAAACACGUCUUUUAGUGUAGACAACCUCAAUAAAAACUCUACAGUCAACGCAGCAGCUCUCACCAUCGACAAAUGGAGCAACUACAAUUUCUGGACAGGCUUGACGCUGGCCGUGCUCUCAGCUUUUCUUAUAGGAGGAAGCAUUAUCCUAAAGAAGAAGGCGUUGCUGCGUUUGGCCAGUACUGGGGAGACGAGAGCAGCUGAGGGAGGUCAUGGGUACCUGAAGGACUGGCUGUGGUGGGGAGGCCUUUUGACAAUGGGUGGUGGUGAAGUGGCAAAUUUCACGGCGUACAUGUUUGCUCCAGCCACAGUGGUGACCCCUUUAGGAGCUCUCAGUGUUCUUAUCAGUGCAGUUCUGUCCUCCCACUUGUUUGGAGAAACAAUGAAUCUGCUUGGAAAAAUUGGCUGCAUGCUCAGCAUACUCGGAAGCACUAUAAUGGUUAUACAUGCACCUGAAGAGGAAGAGGUGACAACGCUUACAGAAAUGACAGAAAAACUGCUGGAUCCUGGUUUUCUGGUGUUUGCCAGCAUCCUGCUGAUCACUUGUUUGGUCCUGAUCUUCUACGUCUCUCCUCGCUUCGGUCAAACCAAUAUAUUAGUCUACAUCAGCAUCUGCUCACUGCUCGGAUCGUUCACCGUGUCCUCGGUCAAGGGGCUCGGCAUUGCGAUCCGCACCAUGUUCUCUGACCUUUCCGUGGUCGGUCACCCUCUCACUUGGAUUCUUUUGCUGACCCUAAUUGGAUCCAUUGUCAUCCAGGUCAACUAUCUGAAUAAGUCGCUGGAUACCUUCAAUACGCUCUUGGUGUACCCCAUCUACUACGUCUUCUUCACCACUGUAGUCCUGAGCACCUCCGUGAUUCUCUUUAAAGAAUGGGGAGCCAUGUCAGGAGUGGAUGUGGUGGGCACCAUCGGGGGCUUCUUGGUUAUUGUGAUCGGGGUGAGCAUGUUAAACCUCUUCAAAGACUUGAACGUGUGUUUUGAAGAUCUAAGAAGCAACCUUUGUCAGCCAGAAAGACCGUUGAAGAGGGAGGACAAGCACAUCCUGAUAGAGAACAUAGAGAUCCUGCCGCCUAUGAGAGAGGACGGGCCCAGAAUCUUCGUCAUUAGCUGAGAUUGGAUCAGAUCUGAUAUACAGUUUAGAUGAAUCAAUCUUAAUGUUAAUUGUUGAUUUCACUGCUGAAGGCUGUGGUACUCUCAUGCAGUGAUUUGGAUUGGCUGCUGCUGAGUACCGUGAUGACGCAGAUAUUCUUUUUUAUUUUUUAUAUUAUUUAGCUGUUAAUCAAGAUUUGAAUGAACUUUUAGCAACCUCGGAAAAUGUUUAUAGACUGACACUGCAUUAAACAAAACGUAACGCAGCGUAACUUCAAAUUUUGCUACAGAGAACUGCCAAUGAAGCAUGUCAUAUA
Molecule: messenger RNA, 1510 nt
Organism: Carassius auratus (goldfish)
Lineage: Eukaryota; Metazoa; Chordata; Actinopteri; Cypriniformes; Cyprinidae
Gene: nipal4
Product: NIPA like domain containing 4
Exons: 6
Coding region: 1-1215 (404 amino acids)
Biological process (GO): magnesium ion transport
Cellular component (GO): membrane
Molecular function (GO): magnesium ion transmembrane transporter activity
Source: RefSeq, a predicted model, not a curated record